CACGUUUCUGGAAAUUCAUUAGUCUCAUCAGCAAAUUACGCACCAAUAGGCAAGAUUCACCAUGAGUCGUAACACCAUGGACCCUGUAAGAUGGAACUUGUUUUCGCAGUUGGGGUAUGUGAGGUAAUCAGCUUCAGAGUAGCGAUGUGUUCGAUAUAAAGCUUCCAUCUUACAAUCAACAAUCAAUCCAACAAUCACCUCGCUAGCAUCAAAGCAUCAAAGCAUACCAAAUAUCAACAUGCCUCUUACUUCUACCCGCAACCACCGCACCACCGCGGCUCCCCGCACACGGGCCACCCGCUCUACUGCACACCCGAGCCUCAAGAGCAAGCUCUUGGGUGGCACCAACCGCCGAACAGCUACCAAGCGCAACCCUGUCACCGGCACAACAACUACCACUACCACUACCACCAAGACCACAAGGACGUCUGGCGGCCGCACUGCAGGCCACACCACUGCAGGCCCAGUCCAUCACCACAAGCGCCAUGCCACUAUGGGCGACAAAGUCUCCGGUGCACUCACCAAGCUCAAGGGCACCCUGACCGGCCGACCUGGAGUCAAGGCUGCUGGCACUCGCCGUAUGCACGGCACUGAUGGCCGCAACGCCCGUCGCGUCUACUAGAUGCGCUUUAUACGAUGUUGAUGAUACCCUUUGAGCGUUCUGUUGGUGCGGCUCCGCAGUUGUGGAGCAAUUGUAAGAUAGUGUGACCGAGCGACAAUAUCCUGCUCGCGUAGUCUAAUGUAUCGAAUUCAAAUCUGCAUAUUCACUCGUACCGUUC
Boeremia exigua is the source of this 779-nucleotide messenger RNA. RefSeq lists its product as uncharacterized. The record is from RefSeq and is a predicted model, not a curated record. The coding region runs from base 239 to 622 and encodes 127 amino acids. NCBI's taxonomy places the organism in Eukaryota, Fungi, Ascomycota, Dothideomycetes, Pleosporales, Didymellaceae. The transcript has 3 exons.